Aspergillus niger is the source of this 666-nucleotide messenger RNA. RefSeq lists its product as uncharacterized. The transcript has 5 exons. The coding region runs from base 1 to 666 and encodes 221 amino acids. The record is from RefSeq and is a predicted model, not a curated record. Gene Ontology annotation, cellular component: cytoplasm. Gene Ontology annotation, molecular function: dipeptidyl-peptidase activity. NCBI's taxonomy places the organism in Eukaryota, Fungi, Ascomycota, Eurotiomycetes, Eurotiales, Aspergillaceae.
AUGGACCUCUACAAUACCUGUGAAGGGAACUGGGAACAACUUGCUACCAAAACUGGAGUCGGCAUUCUGUUGUUAGACGAGUUCCUAGACUAUGCUGCUAGAUUUUUAUCCAAUAUCGGCAAUUACUUCGGAUCCGGUGACCAGAAAUUCACACCUGAUAUAUCUGGAGAAGCCCUUAAUUUUCUAGCAUCAGUAUCUUCAUCGGCGAGUAAGAUACUUGAGCAGAUCAAGCCUGACGACAUCGCCUACAACAUGUAUCUUCAGCUGGGUGUUGAUGGGCUUCGGGGCCUCGAGAAUUACGAUCCUACGACCAAAAUAUUGGAACAAGCACAUAGUCGAGAUGUGGAGAAGAAUAGCUUGACGGUCAAAGUUGACCGAUCGCGCGUAAUCUCUCAUGGCAAACCAUCACUGGGUCGCAUGCUCCUAAAACUUCAUAUCUAUCGUUGCACUGCUGACGUCUCCAACUGCCGCCGCUUCUAUGAGAAUCUAUCAAUUGUUGACGACGAAGCUCUGAAAUGGAGAGAUAUUCUUGUCUCCAAAAAAGACCCUCCUUUGGUGUUUAGCCAAGCAAACACCUACCUCGUCGGUGAUGACGUGAAGAUAAAGGAGUAUGAACCCACAGCUCAGGGAGUUGUGCAAAGCUGGGCUGAAAGAAGCAUCGAAUAA